This is a messenger RNA of Peromyscus maniculatus bairdii (prairie deer mouse), 1845 nucleotides long. The record is from RefSeq and is a predicted model, not a curated record. Lineage: Eukaryota; Metazoa; Chordata; Mammalia; Rodentia; Cricetidae.
CACAUUCCUCGAGGCUGGAUCGCAGCCACGGUGCCUGGGCCUCAAGGAACAGGGACCCGAGCCCCGGGGCCCACGUAACAAGGACGAGGCCCCAUCGCCGACGGAACACUGCUGCCCGCCCCCCCAAAAGCAGGGACAGAGCUGAGGGGUGCAGAGCCACCCUCGGGGAUUUCUGUCAGCCCCCCACCCCCACCCCAGGACUCAGGACCGGAGGAUUCUAGGACCCCCCAGCACACUGGGGGUCGGGGUGGGAGCUCGGGAGAAUUCUAGAACCCUAAUCCAGGUGCUGGCGGCCUGUGCCUGUCAUCCCAGCAGGAGCAUGUGGUGAGCCCGAUGGGGUGGUGACCCCCCCAUCGCCGCCGGCUCGGGCGCCAUGUGGGCCAACGGCAGCUCCUCGGGGCCGUGCUUCCGGCCGAUGAACAUCACGCUGCAGGAGCGGCACCUGAUCGCGUCGCCCUGGUUCGCCGCGUCCUUCUGCGUGCUGGGCCUGGGCUCGAACCUGCUGGCGCUGAGCGUGCUGGCCGGGGCGCCGGCGCCGCGCUCCUCCUUCCUCACCCUGCUCUGCGGCCUGGUCCUCACCGACUUCCUGGGGCUGCUGGUCACCGGGGCCAUCGUGGUGUCGCAGCACGCGGCGCUCUUCGCCUGGCAGGCCGCCGACCCCGGCUGCCGCCUCUGCCACUUCAUGGGGGUGGCCAUGGUGUUCUUCGGGCUCUGCCCGCUGCUGCUGGGCGCCGCCAUGGCCUCGGAGCGCUUCGUGGGCAUCACGCGGCCCUUCUGGCGCCCGUCGGCCACGUGGCGCCGCGCCUGGGCCACGGUGGCGCUGGUGUGGGCGCUGGCGCUGGCGCUGGGGCUGCUGCCGCUGCUGGGGCUCGGCCGCUACACCGUGCAGUACCCCGGCUCCUGGUGCUUCCUGACGCUCGGGCCGCGGCGCGGCGACGUGGCCUUCGGGCUGCUGUUCGCGCUGCUGGGCAGCGUGUCCGUGGGUCUGUCCUUCGUGCUCAACACCGUGAGCGUGGCCACGCUCUGCCGCGUCUACCACGGCCGCGAGGCCGCGCGCCAGCGCCCGCGGGACUGCGAGGUGGAGAUGAUGGUGCAGCUGGUGGGCAUCAUGGUGGUGGCCACCGUGUGCUGGAUGCCGCUGCUGGUCUUCAUCGCACAGACCCUGCUGCAGACGCCACCUGUCAUGAGCCCCUCCGGGCAGCUGUCGCGGGCCACGGAGCGCCAGCUGCUCAUUUACCUGCGGGUGGCCACGUGGAACCAGAUCCUGGACCCCUGGGUCUACAUCCUGUUUCGCCGGUCGGUGCUUCGACGCCUGCACCCGCGGCUCAGUUCCCGGCACCGGGCUCUGUCCCUGCACCCACCCCCAGCCCAGGCCUCGCUCAACGGGCCCUGAAGGACUGUGUCACCCACGCCGCGUGCCCUCGGUGACAGCCACAGGCCCGUCCCAUCCCAGGAGCCCGAGUGCGCUGUGGACCAAAGGACGGGAGCCAUCGACACAGGGUUGACUCCUCCGAACCCCAAGAUGAUGCUGGGGACGUCCUCCCUGAACCUCAGGCUCCCCCCAGUCCGGGGGUGCUUGGCUCACAUGUGAGAGGCUCCUUGUCUCAGGCCGACCUGAGAAUCUGCAGCUGAGACCCGGAGCCCAGAGUGGGGCGUCCCCAACCUUGCCAGAGCCUGGAUCCGGGACACCUGGCUCGAGGGUCCUCGACCUUGGGUGUUGGAAGCGUCCAUGGGGUCCCCAAGCCAAGGCCGGAGUCACCAACCUCUCCAGUUGACUCCGGGCGUUUGCGAGCCUCCCUCCCCCACGGCUGCCCAAGGCACUCGCUCAAUAAAUGGUUGACCAGG